UUUCGGAUUCUUCAGCUGCUGGACAGACGGUGUUUCCGGGGGCGAUUGAUUUAGAGGUGUUUAUCUGUGAACAGUAUAUAUAUAUUUUUCUCGUUGUUAAUCCGUUUUAAGCAUCAAAGUUCUCUCGAUGGAGAUCAGCGGUUUGACAUGAAACUCCGGCCUCAGUAUGAAAGGAGAGCCUUUAACGUAAGUGAGUCCAGAAGAGGGUUAAAACCUGGGGAAACGACGGUAAUGCCGACCGAACUGAACUCUCAGGAUGGCAGCAGCGGUUUGUCACUAGCUUUGCAACCAGAGCACCUCAGCAGAACAUCGGGGUCAGGAGCGGUUACCUCUCUGGAGCCCGGCGAUGUCCGAGUGGCUGUCGGCAGCUCUGCGGCAGAGAGCAGUGGUGUACCAGCUUCACGGAGACCACGGUCCGGAGCUCACAGCCACGCUCACACUCAUUCUCACGGCUCCGGGAGAGUUUACACACAGCCGUACCCCGAGGCGGAGCAGUCGGGCCACGAGCCGGACACAGGCGAGUCCAGCGCCUCAUUCUCAGAGCUCCGCUACCUGUUCCGCUGGCUGCAAAAAAGUCUUCCAUUCAUCGUGAUUCUCAGUGCAAAACUCGUUAUCCAGCACGCACUAGGGCUGGCUGUCGGAGUUGGUCUGUUUACGACUUUUCUUUAUGUGAAUAAAAACAUUCAGACACAAGUUUUUCUGCAGGACCGACAGUCAAAGCUACAGUGUCUCUGGCUUCUCUCCUUCCUGAUAGCCUCCUCCCUGCUUUUCUACUACGCAUUUCAGGCGGAGUCACUUUACUAUUGCCUCAUCCUCGUCAACCCCCAAGUUGAACAGCUGGAUUUCUGGGAGGUUUUGUGGGCUGUUGGAGUUACCAGUUUUACUGUAAAGUUUGUCUUCAUGGGAUUCAAGUGCCUUAUUCUUCUUCUUCCCUCCCCUGUUAUGGUACACAGAAGACGGGGUCAGUGGUAUAUGAUGAUAGAAGAGGUUAGUCAGGUAUAUCAAGUGAUUGUACCUGUGCCUCCUUGGUUUCGGUAUCUGGUCAGCUAUCGGCAAGUGGGCAGUUCUGUGGACUUGACCCUGGGUGUUCUGCUAGCGCUGCUCUACCUUAUUCUGAAGCUUUUGGGACUUUAUGGUCAGUGGGGAUCUCUGAAGAAAACAGUCCGAACCUUUCUCAGUUGUGAGGUAAAUGGGGGCCCUGCCACUCUGUCUCAGUGCACAGAGGCUGGAGAUACCUGCCCUAUCUGUCAGUCUGACUUUAAGCAGCCUCGGGUCCUCCUGUGUCAACACAUUUUCUGUGAGGAGUGCAUCACACAGUGGUUCAAUCUGGAAAAGACUUGCCCUCUAUGUCGCACCAUCAUUACAGAUAAGGUCCACAAGUGGAAAGAUGGGGCAACCUCACCUUACCUGCAACUCUACUGACAGCAUACCUCCUUACUUACACAGCUCUGGGAUAACCGGCAUCUUACUUAUAGCAAACAGCACAACAGACAUGCAUUCUUAAGACCCUUUAAUUGAUAAAUAGGUCUUACUUUAACCGCUUUACCGGCCCUGCUGUCUAAAAAAUGGAUUCGGAACUCCAAUCGCAAUACUUCCUAUGUUUUGGAAAGCAUGUUUAUAAAAUGGCUGUGAUUUUAAACUUGGACUGGAGAAAGCAAUAGUAUUUUUUUCAACAAUUGAUUGUAGUACUGGACCUAGCUAAAUUAUCUAUUUUUUGUAGCUGCAGUUUUAUUACAUUACAUUAUGACGAAUCUUUUUUCCAUCAUAUCUGGUAAAUUUGCAGAGAGGAUAAAGUUGUCUCCUAUAGAAGAGACACCAUGUCUAAUAACCAACACAAAGCAACUCCCCACCCAAACUGUGCACAUGUUUCCUUUUUAACUUGAGUUUGUUUAGAGGUCAGUGGGAAUUCCUGGAAAUGUCAAGAAGUUAAACCAAAUGGUCCAGGUGCCUUGCUUACAUGGAAUGUUAUUAUUAAUGCUAUAUGUCUUUCUUACAAAUAAUUUGUGCUCGGAAGUUGGGAAGCUUUAUGUAUCGAGAUACAUAGAUGUUUAUAAAUGACUGCCAUCAUCAGCAAAUGUAUGCAUAUCAGUUUGCAAUCAAAAGCUUAUUAUAUUAACAAUUCCAUUUAAGUAUGAUGAAAUAAUUUCAGAACAUAGCCUGAAUGUUUGUUAUUUUUCUAGUAACUUUUCAAGUGUUGUGCAUACAGCUUUUGUAUUACCUACAGAAGAAACCAAAGAAUCUUAAAUCUAUUUUCCUAAAGAUUUUUGUGUGCAACAAGCUGACCCCCCCCAGAUUUUUUCAAAUCAAGAAUAAAAACGGUUUGAUUUAA
Molecule: messenger RNA, 2329 nt
Organism: Astyanax mexicanus (Mexican tetra)
Lineage: Eukaryota; Metazoa; Chordata; Actinopteri; Characiformes; Acestrorhamphidae
Gene: rnft1
Product: ring finger protein, transmembrane 1
Exons: 9
Coding region: 148-1422 (424 amino acids)
Biological process (GO): positive regulation of ERAD pathway
Cellular component (GO): endoplasmic reticulum
Molecular function (GO): ubiquitin protein ligase activity
Source: RefSeq, a predicted model, not a curated record